Messenger RNA from Mangifera indica (mango), 916 nucleotides. RefSeq lists its product as uncharacterized. Bases 103 to 714 code for a protein of 203 amino acids. NCBI's taxonomy places the organism in Eukaryota, Viridiplantae, Streptophyta, Magnoliopsida, Sapindales, Anacardiaceae. The record is from RefSeq and is a predicted model, not a curated record. Gene Ontology annotation, cellular component: mitochondrial matrix. The transcript has 3 exons.
AAUGAUAACAGCAGUCACAAAAACUCGUUAGGGAAGAUAGGAAAUCUUGAACUUGAAGUCAGGGAAACAUUAAGUUGCAAAAUAGGUAAGUAGGGAGUGAAAAUGGGAAGAGCAACGAGGAUAUUGAGUAAAGGCCGUAAGGCUCUUGAGGAUUUAAGUUUGCUCAAACGCUUGCAGUCUGAGAUUACCCACGAGCUCUCCUCCGAACGCUUUCAGGACAUUCAAAAUGGUCCCUUGGGGGGUUUUAUACUGGAAUAUGAUGCACCGCUGUCCCAAGAUGUGGUUUUGCGGAGGAAAUUUGAAUCAGGAGAUGAAAUUGCAGUUUCAGCUAUGCUGGGGCAGGAGACCUUCGUGAGAGAGGGUAUUUUUCCAAGGGAAGUUUUGAUGAAAGUAUGUGUAAAAAAGCAAGGGUUGAGCUCAAUUUUGCAGUUUGAUUGUGGAGUUAGUGAGAUGGAUAAUGGCAGAUCUGAGUUUGACAUCCAUAAUGCAUGCUAUCUCGAAUCUGCAUAUUGUCCUCAUCCUUCAGUCUACAGAGGCCCUUUAUUCAGCACUUUGGACCCUCGGUUACAAGAUGCACUCAAGGAAUAUCUAGUUGCCAGAGGAAUCGGAGAAAGUCUAACCAACUUCCUUCUCCUCCACUUACAUAAAAAGGAGCAAGGCCAAUACGUGAACUGGUUGCAAAAACUUGAGUCUUUGGUGGCUAAAGGCGAGUGAUGCAUAUGAGAUAUCAAUGGAGUUACUUCAUAUCUUUAAUUUCAUCAGCAUCCCGUUUUAUUUGAAAAGGAUUGUAGCAGAAAAUAAUUCAAACUGAGCUGAAAUUCUAAUUAUGGACCAAAAUGUUUACAUAUUCAAGUUGUAUUAUCAUCUUGAAAUUGAGAUAUUUUUAUUCAAGUCAGCUUAUAUUUAGCGGCAACAA